This is a messenger RNA of Cannabis sativa, 888 nucleotides long. RefSeq lists its product as uncharacterized. NCBI's taxonomy places the organism in Eukaryota, Viridiplantae, Streptophyta, Magnoliopsida, Rosales, Cannabaceae. The coding region runs from base 1 to 888 and encodes 295 amino acids. The transcript has a single exon. Gene Ontology annotation, molecular function: nucleic acid binding; RNA-DNA hybrid ribonuclease activity. The record is from RefSeq and is a predicted model, not a curated record.
AUGGCUUGUCUUCCAACAUUGACACAACUGAAGACUAAGCACGUGGAUGUCUCCUCUCUUUGCCCCCUCUGUCAUAGUGCGGAUGAGACUAUUGUGCACUGCCUGAUUACUUGUCAGAUAGUUCAACUGGUAUGGAACAGAGUGGGAAUUGGAACAAGUUGCUCAACAGGUAGAUCUUUUCUCAAUUGGUGUAUGGAUUGUUUUAAGGUGUCGGAUAUCGAGCAGAAAUGCUUGUUGGUCACUCUUUGUUGGGCAAUUCGGGGAGCACGAAAUGAUCUUGUUUGGAAUGGCAAAAGUUUUUCGGCUGACAAUAUUAUUGUGUACGUAAAAGGUUACCUUGAUCAAUGGAGAAAUGCUCAGAACUCUAGAUUAGAGUCGUCGGGCUCUGGUUCACAGACAUGUCACGGUACUGAGUGUUGGACAGUUCCACCGAUCAAUAGAAUCAAGGUCAAUGUGGAUGCAUCAAUCUUUGAAGGAAGCCGCAACUUUGGAAUUGGUUUUGUUGCUAGAGAUGAUAAAGGGCUUUUCAUGGAGGGAGGCUCUUUGCUCAAACAAGGUGUCAUUCAACCUGUUGUUGUCGAGGCCUUAGGGGUCAAAGAGGUCCUCAGCUGGAUCAAAGAGAAAGGGUGGACAGGUGUGCAUGUGGAGACUGAUUGCCUCAAUGUGACUCAAGCUUUACGAAGUGCUAUUAAUAUGAGAUCUUUGUUUGGUAACAUUAUUAAAGAUUAUAAAGCUUUAUUAAGUGAUUUGUCUAAUGUUUCUGUUUAUUUUGUGAAACGGUCAGCAAAUAGGGUUGCUCAUAGCUUUGCUAGAGUGGCUAAUUUAUACCCUGGUCAUCGUUUCAGUUUGGAGUCUGUUCCAACUGAUUUGUUACCUCUUUUAAGGUAG